Dentiscutata heterogama is the source of this 346-nucleotide messenger RNA. The record is from the annotation of a GenBank genome assembly. NCBI's taxonomy places the organism in Eukaryota, Fungi, Glomeromycota, Glomeromycetes, Diversisporales, Gigasporaceae.
GAAUGCUAUUUGGAGGAUCUUUGGGACUGAAAAGCUUCCGCCCUUGAAAUGUAAUGCUUCUGCAUCUGAAAUUGUGAGAUGGAAGAGAAGUAAUGAGGUUGCCGAUUGCUUCUGCUCACUUUUUCAACAAAAUGAAAGUGGGGUGUAUUGGAUUGACAUGAUCACAAGGUCUGCCUUCUCUAUGGCUGUAGUAUCUGACUUGGCUCCUGAACAUUGUGCAUUUACAUUAGCAGAUAAUUUAAAUAAUAGAGGACCUUCUUAUAAAUCUGCCCAAGCAUUAAUGGAAAGUGAAUAUGAAGGCUCUUCAAUACAAAUUUUACAAGAUGAGCUAGAUGAUUUGUUUGGG